AAAAAAUGGCAGGCCUCAUACUGUUAUUGCUUUGUCGAGAAUUUAGGGUUCGCUCCGCCGUAUCUGCGCCGUAACCAAGUUGAAGAAGAGAUUUCUUUCCUUUCUUGUUCACGGAUUGCAGAGAGAUCGAAAGCCCUUAGCUCUUCUUCUAGGAACUGAGAAACUUUCGUGUUCAUUCUAAAAUCAAUCAAAAUGCCAAAGGAGAGGAGGUCUCGAUCGAAGGAUCACCGAUGUCGUGCUUCGCCAUUCCGGUCUACUUCCUCGUGUAGUCCAUCUCUCAAAGUUGUAGAGGAUGAUAAGAAAUGGGAAGAUGUUCGUUGCCCUGUGUGCAUGGAGCAUCCUCACAAUGCUGUUCUUCUUCAAUGUUCUUCACGCGAUCAGGGGUGUCAUGCAUUCAUGUGCGACACCAGUUACCGCCACUCCAACUGUCUAGAUUUGUAUCGAAAGUCAUUCUCGAACAAGUUGCCAGAGGAGGAGGACAAUGUGCAAUUGCCGAUUGACAUAUUGUGCCCCCUCUGCCGUGGGCAUGUCACUGGUUGGACGGUGAUAGAGUCCGCUCGCAAGUAUAUGAAUGCUAGAUCUCGUAACUGUUCUUUGGAAUCAUGUUCGUUUACUGGUGUUUACGGGGAGUUAAGGGAGCAUGCAAGGAAAGAGCAUCCAUCUGCGCGACCAUCUGAGGCAGAUCCUGAACGUCAGCAAGAUUGGAGGAGGAUGGAACGACAGCGAGAUCUUGGAGACCUGUUCAGUAUGUUUCACUCACCUGUUACUAGAGAGCACCUCACUAACGAUGAGGAGGCGAUCGAUAGCUUUAUAGGGUUUUCUUCGAUUACCAUGGUUCUGGUUGUGCAUGUACAUCAACUUAGAGCAAAUAGUGGUGUGUCAACCUUGUCACCCUCUUCCAGAUCAAGAACCUCUUUUAGGCAGUCAUCCAGGGCUCAAAGGGCAAGAAGGGUGAUUCGAUGGGGCGAACCUCUUUUAAGCAAUGCAAGGGCUGUUGAGAGAGUUACUUCGCCAGGUUACCAAGCAGGAUGGAUAGAGCCAUCUUGGAUUUCAGAUGACGACGACAAUGAAGAUGCAUCUUGAUGCUUAUAGUCGUGCUUGAAAUGAUAGAACUCGCAUCUUGGUGCUUGUUCUUAUAAGAAUAGCCCUCAGACGACGAACAAGAUGAGAAUGACUACCUAGUUACUGAUCGGUGGCAAUUGUGGUAAUUGCUUGAAUUCAGAUUCAAAGAUUUGAAUUGCAAUGUCAAUGUGAUUACAUCAAUGGCGAUGAAUGACUCCAAAUUCUUCCGAAUGAUCACAGAAUUCACGAGAUGGAUAUUUUGUUCAAUCAUGUGCAUGAAUAAUAAUUCCUUUUGCUCCAGAAAAUGUGUUAUCUUACAUUUGCAAGUUGUAAUAAGGUAGUCCUGUUCUUUCAAAUAUCUUACUAAGAAUUUAGAAUUGGA
This is a messenger RNA of Zingiber officinale, 1444 nucleotides long. RefSeq lists its product as uncharacterized. The transcript has 2 exons. The record is from RefSeq and is a predicted model, not a curated record. NCBI's taxonomy places the organism in Eukaryota, Viridiplantae, Streptophyta, Magnoliopsida, Zingiberales, Zingiberaceae. The coding region runs from base 193 to 1083 and encodes 296 amino acids.